UCAUGUUGACUUUUACUUAUGUUAUUAUUCUCAAAUCUCAAGCCAUCACCAUCUCAAUCUAUCACUUAUUGACUUUCUGCAACCCUCACCUUUAAGUACACUAGUGUCUCUCUGAAACUCAAAGUGUGCUCGAAAUUCAAUGGAGAAUCUGCCUUCUGGCUACCGUCCCAACGUUGGUGUCUGUCUCAUCAACUCUGAUAAUCAGGUCUUCGUUGCUUCUAGAUUGAAUGUUCCAGGAGCAUGGCAGAUGCCUCAGGGAGGAAUUGAAGAUGGUGAGGAGCCAGUAUCUGCUGCAAUUAGGGAAUUGCGUGAAGAAACUGGGAUAGUAUCAGCUGAAGUUAUUGCGGAGGUGCCAAAUUGGCUUACAUAUGAUUUUCCACCCGCCGUUAAAGCCAAAGUAAAUCGUCUAUGGGGAGGAGGUGAAUGGCAUGGACAGGCACAGAAGUGGUUCCUUAUGAGAUUUACAAAAGAUGAGAGCGAGAUCAACUUGGCCAAUGGUGAGGUAGAUCCGGAAUUUGCAGAGUGGAAAUGGGCAAACCCCGAAGACGUGAUUGAACAGGCAGUGGAUUACAAGAGGCCAACCUAUGAGGAAGUUAUGAGAACUUUCAGGUCUUACUUGAGUGUAAACGGAACACCAGCUAAAUGCCGAUCAACAAAAUGGUAAAUAGUCUUUUCUGGAUAUGAAUUUGUAACGAUGUCCUGAUUCCAUCAGUAAGUUUCAAAUUCAGAAACUACUUGUUUGUAAAUGGAUUUGUCCAAUAUAUCACUCUAAUAUCAUAUCACUCUUUAAGUAUUUC
Messenger RNA from Daucus carota subsp. sativus, 797 nucleotides. Its product is annotated as nudix hydrolase 25-like. NCBI's taxonomy places the organism in Eukaryota, Viridiplantae, Streptophyta, Magnoliopsida, Apiales, Apiaceae. The transcript has 6 exons. Gene Ontology annotation, cellular component: chloroplast. The record is from RefSeq and is a predicted model, not a curated record. Gene Ontology annotation, molecular function: guanosine-3',5'-bis(diphosphate) 3'-diphosphatase activity; bis(5'-adenosyl)-pentaphosphatase activity. Gene Ontology annotation, biological process: nucleoside phosphate metabolic process; ribose phosphate metabolic process. Bases 140 to 664 code for a protein of 174 amino acids.